Molecule: messenger RNA, 3264 nt
Organism: Vidua macroura (Pin-tailed whydah)
Lineage: Eukaryota; Metazoa; Chordata; Aves; Passeriformes; Viduidae
Product: maestro heat-like repeat-containing protein family member 1
Cellular component (GO): cytoplasm
Molecular function (GO): protein binding
Source: RefSeq, a predicted model, not a curated record
CCCCGCGGCGGCGCUCGGUGGCCCCGGGGGUGUCCCUGGUGGCCCUGGGGGGGUCGGUGGUGGCCCUGGGCUGCUGGGCGCUGGCCGAGCCCCCCCGGCGGCGCCGGGCGCGGCUCCUGCUCGAGGGCGUGGCCCGGUUCUGCAGGUCGCUCUCGGUGGGGCUCCGCAUCUCCCUCGAUUAUUGGUGGACGACCAACGUGGAGCUGCGGGGCCUCGAGCAGGACAGCCCCGUUUACCUGUCGGCCAUGUCGUGCUGCCACCGCCGCGCCGGGCAGCGCCUCCUGCAGGGGGCGCUCUCCAACGGCGGCCUCUACGUGAAGCUGGGCCAGGGGCUGUGCGCCAUGGACCACCUGCUGCCACCCGAGGUGACAGCGACACUGCGGCCGCUCGAGGACAGCGCCAGCCCCCGGGGACACCGCGAGGUGGACGAGCUGUUCCUGGAGGAUUUCCAGACCACGCCUUCCGGAAUGUUCCGCGACUUCGACUACGAGCCCGUGGCCGCCGCCAGCCUGGCCCAGGUGCACCGAGCCACCCUCCCCGACGGGACCCCCGUGGCCGUCAAGGUGCAGUACCUGGACCUGCGCGAUCGCUUCGAGGGCGACAUGAGGACCCUGGAGCUGCUGCUGCGCCUGGUGGAGUUCAUGCACCCCGACUUCGCCCUGGGCUGGGUGCUGCAGGAGCUGAAGGGGACGCUGGCGCUGGAGCUGGAUUUCGAGAACGAGGCGCGGAACUCGGAGCGCUGCGGGCGGGACCUGGGACACCUGCGGGGGGUGACGGUGCCACGCGUGCACUGGGGACACUGCAGCAAGCGGGUGCUGACGGCCGAUUUCUGCGAGGGCUGUAAGAUCACCAACCUCGAGGGGAUCCGGGCGCUGGGCCUGGGGCUGCGAGACACCGCAGAGAAGCUGAUCCAGGUGUUCGCCGAGCAGAUUUUCUACACCGGGUUCAUCCACGCGGAUCCGCACCCCGGGAACGGUGGGAAUUCCUGCCCAAAAUCUUGGAAUUCUGGGGAUGGAGCCGCCAAAAUUCCCUGGAAAUUCCGUCCCAGCCCCACCCAGGGUCUCGCUUCCUGCUUCGGGAUCUGCGCCCGGAAUCACCUGGAGGAAACUUUGGAAAAAUUGGAGGAAUUCGAGAAAUCCGACGUCGUCCGGAAAUCCCAGGGCUUGUUCAGCAUCUUCAAGGAGCGGAGCGAUGUGGAGGCGGAGCAGCAGCGCGGGGCGCUGGCGCUCUGCUACGGCCGCGUGGCGGCGGCGGCGGCUCCGGAGCUGCUGCGCUCGCGCCUGGAGCCGCGGAUCCUCGGCAGCCUCCGGCACCUCGGCCACACCAAGGUUCUGGGAAUAAAAAUAGAGCCCAAGGACCCGGCGCUGAAGCUGAGCCUGGCCCGGAGCAUCUCCAUGAUCGCCCAAGCCCUGGCCCGCGGCGGCUCCGGGAAUUAUCCCCGGAAUUUUGGGAAUUGUCCCGGGAAUUUGGGGAAUUGUCCCGGGAACGGCUCCGGCAGCAUCGCCCACAAGGCCGAGCUGGUGGCGCUCAUGGUGGAGUUCCUGAGGGCGGAGCCUCCGGACGCGCUGCGGACGCGGCUGCGGCAGCGAGCGCUGAGCACCUGCGCGCACCUGGUCGCCCUGGAGCCGCCGCUGAGCGACGCCGAGCGCUCCGAGCUGCUGGACACCCUGGGCUCCGUCCUGGGGCUGCCCCCGCCCCAAUCCGGGAAAAACCGGGAAGAGCCCGGAGCCCAGCAAAUCCAUGGGAAUUCCAGCAGGAAAAUCCCCAAAUCCGUGGACUCUGCAGCAAGGGUUAAACUCGGGCGGCGGGGAAGGGGCGGAAAACCCAAAAGCUCCUUUUUUUUUCCGGAGUUUUCCCGGGAGAUUCCCGCUUUUCCCUGGCAGGCCACGCGCGCCCUGGAUGAGCUCAUGUCUGUGCCGGAGGCGGCGGCCGCGGUCCUGGAGCGAUUCCCGGAGCUUUUCCAGGGGCUCCUGCUGCGCCUCGGCUGCUCCGUGGGGGUCCAGCUCCCGAAAUUCCUGCAGGGCCGGGAAAAGAGGAACCUCCAGCCCUGCAGCUGUGCCGUGCAGACGCUGAAGGCGAUGCUGGCGCGGGCCGGGAACGACGACGUCGUCCGGGAUGUGGGAAGCACCGGGGGCUGGGAACUGAUGGGAAUUCCCGAGCGGCACCACGACGGAAUCGCCCUCCUGGCCGGGGCCAUGGCUCGGCUCUGCGGGCCCCGGCUGCCGCCGAUCGUCCGGAGCCUCAUCCCGGUGCUGGGAAGCGCCUUCGAGUGCCAGAGGGUGACCAGCAGCGCCUUCCUGGCCGAGCUCCUCAGCCACAAGGUGGUGAACGACCUGGUCCUGCUGGAGCCGAUCCUGGACGCGCUGACGGCUCUGGAGAAGGAUUCCUGCCUCCUGGUGCGGGUCCUGGCGCUCCGGGGGCUCGGGAACGUGGCCUCGGGAUCCCCGGAAAAGAUCCGGAGGCACGGCUCGCAGCUGCUGGCCUCCAUGGUCAACGGCAUGGACGACAAGGACGAUCCCAACAAUCUGCUGGCGCUGGAGGCCAUGUCCAGCCUCUCCAAAAUCCUGGAUCACCUGGAAGAGCGGGACGUGCAAUCCAUGCUGCUCCACGUCGCCAUCCGCAUCCGGCCCUUCUUCGACAGCGAAGACGCGGAGCUCCGGCACUCGUCCAUCGUCCUCUUCGGGAACCUGUCCCGCUUCCGCCGCGCCGACUCCGAGGUUUUCUCGGAGCAGAUCCUCAACGGGCUCGUGACGCUCCUGCUGCACCUGCAGGACCCGCAGCCCGACGUGGUCAAGGCGUGCAAGUUCGCGCUGCGGAUGUGCGGGCCCAGCCUGGGCUGCGAGGAGCUCCGGGAAAUGUUCGGGAAUCACCUGCGGGAGGAGCGGGGGCUGCACUACGGGGAGUUCAUCAACGACGUCUGCAAGUUCCUGAUGCGCAGCCACCCCGCGCUGCUGGGCCGCCUCAUCUCCACCAACCUCUUCUACUUCAAGAGCCCCUGGCGGGAGCUGCGGGCGGCGGCGGCCAUGUCCGUCGGAUUCCUGGUGCUCCACAUGGACGAGGAGCAGGGCCAGCAGGUGGACCUGGACCAGCUCAUCUCCGCCCUGAAGCUGCUGCUGAAGGAUCCCGUUCCCACCGUGCGGAUCAAGGCGGCCGAGACCCUGGGACGCCUCGUGCGCCUCCUCUGAAUCCCAGAAUUCCUGCAAUUCCUGGGAAUUCCCAGCUCCGAGACCCUGGGACGCCUGAUCCACCUCCUCUGAAUCCUGG